Molecule: messenger RNA, 828 nt
Organism: Thermochaetoides thermophila DSM 1495
Lineage: Eukaryota; Fungi; Ascomycota; Sordariomycetes; Sordariales; Chaetomiaceae
Exons: 4
Coding region: 1-828 (275 amino acids)
Source: RefSeq, a predicted model, not a curated record
AUGGUGGCCAUUCGCUCUCUGCCGUUUCUGGCGCUGGCAGCUUAUGUCAGCGCCCAGUCUAUUGACACCCUUGACCCCUGCGGUAGGGAGUGCUACCAGAACGCCGUGGCCCAGUGGGGUCAUUUUGGCUGCACCUCAGCCGACGACACUGCUUGCCUUUGCAGCAAUGUCGACUUCCACAAUGCCAUUGACUCUUGUGCCAGCGGCGUCUGCCCCCCAGGUUACGGCCCUAACGUAGUGGCCGCUGCCAAUAACUUCUGCGCCGCCUUCACUGCGGCUCCCUCCCCUGCUCCUACCACAACUGAGGCGACUGAAGCGGUUGAACCCACUCCUGAGCCCACGCCUACUGAAGCUGCUGAGUUGACCUCGACUUCUGAGCAGGCCACAUCGAACGCUUCCAGCACGACGUUUGUGACUUCGACCUCUGUGAAUGUGGCCGUUGCUACCCAGAAGGCGACUGAAACAACCUCGAACGCUGUCCCCACUGCCACAGCCGAUGGCUCGGAAACCCCAGAUGACGAUGACAAUAAAUCUUCCAGCACCGCCGGUCUCACUCGUGCCGCUAAGGUUGGCAUUGGCGUCGGCGCUUGCGCUGCUUUCCUGGCCUUCCUGGGCUUGGCUGGCUUCUUCUACUUCCGCAGCCGCCGUGCGCCCGAGGAACCUGCAACUAACCUCCGCUACAAGAUCUCAGGCCCGAUGCCCAAUGCGGAGCAUCAGCAAACAUAUAACAUCCGCAACUCGGAAUACGACAUCGGCAAUGAGCUCGAGGCCAACAGCCGCCGCUACGAGGAUAUGCUGCCGCGCGAGAAGCCUCGUGAGAUGGUUUAG